AUGGAGGGUGAGAAGGUAUUUUUGAAAGUUUCUCCCACGAAGGAUGUGAUAAGGUUUGGAAGGAAGGGCAAGUUGAGUCCGAGGUUUAGUGGACCAUUUGAGGUGUUUCAAAGAGUUGGUAAGGUUGCUUAUAAGCUUGCUUUGCCUCCUAGUUUAUUGGUGGUACAUUUAGUAUUUCAUAUUUCUAUACUUCGAAAGUAUAAUAAAGAUAAGUUGUAUGAAUUGGACUUCGGGACAGUGCAUCUAGAUGAGAAAUUGGCCUAUGAAGAAGAGCCAGUAGCUAUUUUGGAUAGGCAAGUUUGGAAGUUGAUGUCAAAGGAGAUCAUUUUGGUGAGGGUUCUUUGGAAAAGGCAAUCAAACGAGGAGGCUACUUGGGAGGACGAGUCAGACAUGCAGAGCAGAUAUCCAUACUUUUUUAGUAGUUCAGUGAAUAGCAAUUACGAAGCCGUGCCUCGCGAUCGCAUUGAAGGAUUUGGCUGGGGGAGAUUUUGUGCUUCACAAUUGUGUGGAGGGGUUCACGAACGU
Messenger RNA from Nicotiana tabacum (common tobacco), 525 nucleotides. Lineage: Eukaryota; Viridiplantae; Streptophyta; Magnoliopsida; Solanales; Solanaceae. The record is from RefSeq and is a predicted model, not a curated record.